UGACAUAUUUUCUGAAUCUCAUGUAGGACCAACAAAGGAGUGUGUAGAAGAAAAUCAACAGUCCCUUGGUAGAGUGAUAGCUGAUCAUAAUAUUCAAGACUAUUAUUCUCUGAAGGAAGAGCUUGCAAACAAGGCACCUUUUGAAGCUUCAUCAACAAGAAAUUCUUCCCCUUUUGCUGAUUUAGGACCAUCAAAGAUAUGUUUAGGAAAAAACCAGCGACCAAUGGGUGGAGUGACACCUGCUAAAAAAGUUCAAAUCCAUGAUCCUCAGAAAGAGAAGCCUACAAAAGCGGCACCUUUUGAAGCUUUACUCGCAAGAAAAUCUUCCCCUAUUGUCGGCUCAGGUGGUAUCCCUUGUGUUAAUGAUGACGGUAAACAGUUCACCAUUAAAAAAUAUGACAAGAGUAUUCAGCAAAGCUUAAACCUUGAUUGUAAAUUUUUACCGUGUUCAAUUACUACUUGGAGGGGUCAAUUCCAAAUUCUUCAUACUGCUGCACCUACCAAGUUUUAUGAUGGGUUUGAAGCCCAACCACCAUUCAUUGUUAAUGGGAAAGCAUUUGCAUUUUCGAGAGAAAUGCCAUCGGUUCUUCAAUUGGAGUCCCGUCCUGCUUUGAAGGUCUUGAUUGACAUAUUCCAAGAUGAUUCUCCUAAGCUUCAGGAUAUUGCACUGUACUUCUUUCCAUCAGAACAAACUGAGAGGUCAAGAAUGAACCUGAAUAGUAUAUUGAAGCUUAUGAAAGAUGAAAAAACAAUGCUGAGAAGUUAUAUUAAUGGAGUGGAGUUGCUGAUGUUUACCUCAAAUCAACUUGGCAUGGACUCAAGGGGUGCUAUUGCUGCAAUAAACGAUGGACAUUUCCUGUGGGGAUUAUUUCGCAAAAGGAAAAUUGAUAAAACUAUUGAAAGAGUACCUAAAUUGGAGCCACUUGAUAUGGACUUUGAUAUGUCUGGAGGGAAGGAUGCGAUGGGAAGAACUUGUCACCUUGGACUAGUUACACCCAAAUUGGAGUUUGAUAACAAUCUGGGUGUUCCUCCAGGCUUUGAAGAAUAACCAAAACGUCUUCAUGAAACUUGCUGCGGAAGAUCAGGGCCUAACAGCACAUUAUUUGAGACCUUCCAGAUGGUGCAGUGAACAAACUUCACUAGUUGAAGUAAAAUAUCACUAGGUGUUACUAUACUACAACAUUUGUUUGCUCAGUUUCUGAACCCAGUUAAAAAUAUCUCCAGGUUUAGCUUGUGUGCGAAUUUGAGAAGUUUGUUCUGAAAGAUGCAAAUUGUAUUCACUCUAUCUAAAAGAUUGUUACAGUUCUAUUCUACAUCAGAAUACAUAAAGUAAGUUACACUGCAGUAGAGAGUGGUUUGGAGCAA
Vigna umbellata (rice bean) is the source of this 1365-nucleotide messenger RNA. Lineage: Eukaryota; Viridiplantae; Streptophyta; Magnoliopsida; Fabales; Fabaceae. The record is from RefSeq and is a predicted model, not a curated record.